Messenger RNA from Micropterus dolomieu (smallmouth bass), 4574 nucleotides. RefSeq names its product pseudouridine synthase 10 (gene pus10). The record is from RefSeq and is a predicted model, not a curated record. Lineage: Eukaryota; Metazoa; Chordata; Actinopteri; Centrarchiformes; Centrarchidae. Gene Ontology annotation, biological process: tRNA pseudouridine synthesis. The transcript has 18 exons. The coding region runs from base 391 to 2016 and encodes 541 amino acids. Gene Ontology annotation, molecular function: RNA binding; pseudouridine synthase activity.
CCGCAGAGAUGUUACUGUACCGAAUCUGGGCCGGCUUGUCGCGGUCCACAUACGCCCCUCCUUUGUUGCCGCCUCGGUUUGAGGCUCUCAGUGCCGCCGUCGCUUCUGGCAUCGCGACUUGAUAAUCGAUGAUAAAUGUUAAGAUAAGUCUUUAGAACAAGAAGAGAUGGACUCCGGAGCUGAAACACGGCGGUUCAGCGGCGGAUGGACUCAGAUUAAAGUAUCUCCACCCGGUCCCAGUCAGAACCUUCCAGAGACACCGGCUGCUGCGUAGCGAAGAAGGACCCGGCUGUUAGACUACCCGGCGCUUGGGGAUGACGUUUGCAGACAUCAUGCGUUGAUCGCCGAUGUGACAGAAUGGAUUCACGCUGAUUUUUAAAUUCUGGAGCCAUGCUGCCGCUGAAGGAAAAGGAUAAACCCAUCGUCCAGAAGCUGCUGUCGGCCGGCUGCUGCGCUCGCUGCGUCCUCAGGUUCUGCUGUGUGAGCGUUCAGGCUGCCUACCGACGACCCCAACAGGAUACACUCAAUGAACUUCAAGCUUUCAUCAGCAAUACAGAGAACAGCAAAUCCCAAGAUGCAGCAGCAGAGUCUACAGAGGGAAACAACAAAUCCCAUGAUGCAGCUGAAUCAGAACCACCUGAUGACCCACCGAGUAAAAGAGCUAAACUGGAGCCCAGUGUGCCCGACGCUCCGUCAGAGGAGGACACUGCUGCUUCUGUCAAACUGAAGGACGGAGAGUCGUGUGUGUGCGUGGUGUGUUUGGGGAUCCUGCAGGAACUCUGUGGCACGACCCAGGCGGUAAAGAUAGCGGAGGCUGUGAAGGCAGAAAAGUACGAGUUUGACACCCUGGUGCUGUCUGUCUCUCUGCCUGCUCAGCUGUGCGUCCGCGAGCACUCCUGUUGGCUUCAUGUGAAGAAGGAGUUGAGAGAGAAGAGCGUUGCACUCGACAAGGACGACGUCAUCCAGGUGAAGGAGGCCUUCAAGUGGAUCCUUCAGGGACAAGUCGCCAAGGAGCUGGGGGGCGUUGCUGUGGUUACCAGGAGUUUGUUCGAGGUCGGCGUGGAGUUCACUCACCCAGAGACGGACGCUGACUGCCACUUCCUUUCAUCAACAUGUCCUGACUGCUUCAAACCCACCAAGAACAAACAGUCGGUGUUCACCAGGAUGGCGGUGGUCAAAGCUCUGGAAAAGAUAUCUGACGCCAAAUUUCUGAAACACUCCCCUUGUCCACCAGCAGCGGCGACCAGCAGUUGCAUCCCUCAGGAUGUCCAGUGUCUCCACGUGUCUGUCUUUGUGGCAGGGAGGUACAACAAGUUCUGCCGCAGUCUGCCUCAGACUCCCUGGGUGAUCGAUGGGGAGAGGAGGAUGGAGUCGUCGGUGGAGGAGCUGAUCGCAGCGCCCAUCCUGUCUUCCUUCAGAGCCAGCGGAUUUAAUUUCUCCUCGUCUGGCAGGGAGGAUGUGGAUGUCCGGACUCUUGGAAACGGUCGUCCGUUUGCGAUGGAGCUGCUGAAUCCUCACAAAUCCAGAUUGAGCAAAGCGGAGAUGAAGCAGCUACAGGAGACCAUUAACAACUCUUCCGACAAAAUCCGAGUGAGAGACCUGCAGAUCGUUACCAGAGAGGCCAUGAGUCGGAUGAAGGAGGGAGAGGAGGAGAAAACCAAGUCGUACACGGCGCUGAUCUGGACCCAGAAACCCAUCCAGAGCGAAGACCUCACCUUCCUCGACGACAUCAAGGAUCUGACUCUGGACCAGAAGACUCCUCUGAGGGUUUUGCACCGGCGGGCGCUGGCCGUUCGUCAGCGCGUCAUCCACAACAUGAACACCCGCUUCCUGGACUCUCAUCACUUCUACCUGGGGCUGAAGACACAGGCCGGGACUUACAUCAAAGAGUUCGUCCACGGAGACUUUGGUCGCACCAAACCCAACUUGUGUGAGCUGCUGAAGACAGAAACCGACAUCCUGGAGCUGGACGUGGAGUCUGUGGACGUGGACUGGCCUCCGUCCAUACCAGAGUGAACGCUGCCGCCGGCCUCGUCCUGUAUCUGAGAGGCCACAGGUUCGAUCUCGGUGAGAGCGAACUGCUUCCGUCAGCAGCCGAUGACGUGGGAGCGUUACACCAAACCAUCGACCAGGAUCAGAGUGUCUGAGACUGAAACCAUGACGUGGUGUGGACGCUGGUUGGAGCUGAAGAGGAAACCAUGAACUCCAGUCAGAUAGCCCUGCUGGCUGCUUUGUGACACCUGGUCUGUUGAUGUUUUGGUUCUGGAUUCUGAUCAAAACGCAUCAAACGUGACCGUGUCUUCAGUUGUAUCACAGAAAAUGUUUAGUAAUACUUUCUCGUGAUCUUAUUCUGUUGUGUAGUUUCUGGCAAGUCACAUGCUAGAUUUUUAUUUUGAUCGUAUGGAUGAAAAAUGGAAAAACAACUUGUGUUCUUUGCUCGUUACCACCAAAAUGUCUAUUUUGUUCUGAGGGUGGCACCAGAGGUAAAUCAAGAGGGUUCAUCCUGUGUAUGGUGGCCAUUUUAGGACAUUUCAGCUAGUCAGGCUCAGUUCUACAUGUUUAGACUCAGCUGUACUUUGUUUCAUGUAGCUCCAUCUGCAGUCUCAGCACCGUUCUCCAUGAUUCAGUAGCAUAUCGUUUCUGAGGCAAACCGUAAAAUCCAAACAAUGUAUUUUUAACUGUUAUCCAAGCUGUGUGCUUCCAAUGCUGGCAAAACAAAACAACAUAUUUCAACAACCUACUUCAUGACAAAAUGUAAAAAUAAUGUUUUGAUUUUCACCUCCAGGGUUUGCAUAGGGAAGAGAGCUGAGGACUACCAUAUUCGCAUGCUGUUAUGCACGAGCGAUGCUAACAUUAGCAUGCUAAAUUAACAUUAUUGUUGCAUGGUGGAAAUCAAUUCAAUCUCUGUAUUUCCAUGCAACCGCAAAGCAACUGACAAAGUAGACAUAAUGUCCACAUCAUGUACCUCAACCAAGUUUCAAAUGUCUGCUAAUUAUUUUUCACAACAAAAUGAACUGAAAACAAAUUAAGACAGAAAAUAAAACCACAAUCAGAAAUUUAAAAUCUGUAGCAAAUACGAUGACAAAUACUAGAAACAACAGUCUCUUUAUAUUUUGAGAGGUGUUAAUCUGAAUAAAUCAGAUUCUAUGUGGGUCUCAAACUUCCAAUACUUUUCCAUAUAAACCAGAGUACAGAAAACUGUCAAAUAAUGGGAGUCGACACUGAAUGUGUGGACAGAUUAUUGAUCUUCAUUUAGUCUUUGGUAUGCUAUUCUGAUUUAAAAUUAAAACUUUGCCACUUUGAGACUUUUAUUUUGGCGAAGUUCCUGUAAAGGCUGAUUAGACAACAUUUACACAUUUGAGAACGUUUGCUUCUUUUGUUCUAUGAAAAAAAGUUAAUAUUGCUCAAAAUUAUUGUAUCAAAAAGGAUCUUUUUGGUGUCAAAUCUCAGGUUUCAUAAUGACACUUGCUCCAGUGGGAUGCUGGAAAAAGGUCACCUCUAAUGUGAAGUACAUGCAGGUUAUAUAUUAGCAAGUUUUGUUAUGUUGGAUACAGAGUUGAGGAGUAAUGAACUUCAGUCUGUUUUUGUUUUCCUUGAAUUUGGCCUGAAACACAGCCGUGACAGAUUUUCUUUAAAUAAAUCUGGACUUGACAAAAACCAAGACGCCAUUUUUUUUUUCUCUCCACGCUGAUGGUCAUUGCCUCCGACAGGCAGAGAAGAUCCAGAAACGGCUGAAAUAAAGAGUCACAACAGCAGAAACCCUGAAAUGUAUUUCUUUUAAUUUAAUUCAAAAUAAAUACUACCACGCCAAUGCAAGUCCACUACUGGGUUCUUGCCCUAAUGUUUUGGUAAGAAAACAAACAAGCAAACGAUCCAAAAAAGAAUAAAAAGAGACUUCAGUUAAUGCAUCCAUCAUCAUCAUCCUUCAACGACUUUCAAGAGGUGCCUUUUUUUAACGACAUACAAGGAAACACUGCCUAGAAUGACAAACAUAAAUAAAACAAAUACUAUGGUACAAAAAAAAGGAGGAGCAAGGGAUGAUGGGAUUGGAACAACCUGAUGAAACCAGCACUGCAAAAGAAAAAAAGUAAAAAAUGUCAGCCACGGUCCCACUUUUUGUAUUUUUGUCCUUUUUUUUUUUUUUUUUUUUUUUUUUUAAAGGGUGAAGGGAAACAAACGACAGUGCAGGCUCCACAGUUACAGUCAUGUCCUCAGAAAUUUGGGAGUCGAUCCAUUUUGGGGUCCAUGGCGACAAAAGGAAGGCAGGGGGGAGGGGGGGUUGUCUUCAUGGAAACACCCUCCGUGGACGAUAACUAGUCGAGUCCGUGUAUCAACGCAGAAAAAAAUAUAUAUAUAAAUGGAAGGGUCCAGUCUUUGACGCUGUCUUUUUUUUAAAAUUAUUUCUUCUUUUUAAAUGCAGUUUUUGAAUCGUGGUUGUUGUUGUUAUUCUCAUCAGCAAGCUUGAAGUACAGUCACACGGGUAAAGGAAAAAGUUUGUCUCGUCCGUCAAGAUGCCACUAAAGAUCCCAAAAAAAUAAAAAUAAAAAUAAAAAUAAAAAGGCAUUGCAUAUUUA